AUGGCCCAAAUGAUGCAAGGCAUGCAGGGACAACAACCUCCUGCUCAAGUUCCCGUUCCUCAAGCUGCAACUGGACCUGAUUUUCGUGCCUUCUUCAGGAUGGAUCCUCCAGAGUUUGUUGGCGGACUUGAUUCACUCCUGGCUCAUGACUGGUUAGCUGGAAUGGAGAGGGUGUUUCAAGCUAUUCAGUGUACUGAAGAAGAGAAGGAGAUUCCUAAGGAUUGGCAACACUUCAAAGUGGCAUUCUUGGAGAAGUACUUCCCUAACAGUGUGAGGACUCAGAAGGAACGUGAAUUUCAGAACUUCAAGCAAGGUGACAUGACUGUUUCAGAAUAUGCAGAGAAGUUCGAGGACUUGGCAGACUACUCCAGACAAGCCGUUUAUGCUCCAGAUGAACUAUGGAAGAUUGAUCAUUUGAAGAGGGUUCAAGAAGAAAGGAACCAGAACAGAACUAACUUUAGGGAGCAAGGGAGAUCUACUCAACAUUUGAGGCCCCGUAACCCUCCAUCAAAGAAGAAGCAGGUUUAUGGUGACCAAUCGGCUCAACCUCCCCAUUGUCGCAAGUGUGGAAGGAAGCAUACCGGGGAGUGCAAGUUUGUUUCUGUGACUUGUUUUAGAUGUGGCGAGCAGGGCCACAUAGCUCCACAGUGUCCACAAAAGAGGAUUCCAGAGAAGACUGCAGGUCGAGUUUACACUUUGGAUUCGAGAAAGGCCAAGGGAAACAACAAUCUUAUUGCGGGUACGUGCUAUGUUAACAAUCAACCUUUAUGUGUUUUAGUUGAUUGUGGAGCCACUCAUUCCUUUGUCUCUAUUGAGUGUGUUUACCGACUUGGUUUGGAAGCUACUCCAUUACCCAGUCCUAUGAUUAUUUCUUCGGCGACGGACGAUACCGUGGAAGCUCGACUAAUUUGUAAAGAUUGUUCAAGAAGGCCAUAUUCAUUCCUGCUGAAGAGACUUCUUCUGACAAUGCAAUUGCCAAGUUGA
Vicia villosa (hairy vetch) is the source of this 984-nucleotide messenger RNA. RefSeq lists its product as uncharacterized. The coding region runs from base 1 to 984 and encodes 327 amino acids. The record is from RefSeq and is a predicted model, not a curated record. Lineage: Eukaryota; Viridiplantae; Streptophyta; Magnoliopsida; Fabales; Fabaceae. Gene Ontology annotation, molecular function: zinc ion binding; nucleic acid binding. The transcript has 4 exons.